This is a messenger RNA of Oncorhynchus gorbuscha (pink salmon), 3572 nucleotides long. Its product is annotated as rho guanine nucleotide exchange factor TIAM1-like. The record is from RefSeq and is a predicted model, not a curated record. Gene Ontology annotation, cellular component: plasma membrane; synapse; cytosol. Gene Ontology annotation, molecular function: guanyl-nucleotide exchange factor activity. Lineage: Eukaryota; Metazoa; Chordata; Actinopteri; Salmoniformes; Salmonidae. Gene Ontology annotation, biological process: activation of GTPase activity; small GTPase-mediated signal transduction; positive regulation of axonogenesis.
GGGAGAGAGAGAGAGAGAGAGAGAGAGAGCGCGCGGAAGGAUGUGGCUGAUGUAAACAGAUUGUCCUCUUUAUUCAUCUGUUCUUCUGAUCCCUCCCUCCAUCGCCUGCAGGACUGAGAGUACGGAGCAGGUUGCAGCAUUCUGCCGCAGUCUCCAUGACAUGAAUCCGUCUGAGUGUGCGACAAGUUCCUCCUCCCCCAGCCUGGAGUCGCCCGUCCCUCCGCCCGCCACCGGCACCCGUCAGCUCUCCGACGCCGACAAGCUACGCAAAGUCAUCUGUGAGCUGGUGGAGACCGAACGCACCUAUGUUAAAGAUCUUCAUUGUCUCAUCGGGAGGUAUUUAACCCCACUACAGAAGGAGACCUGCCUCACUCAGGAUGAGCUGGACAUUCUGAUUGGGAACCUGCCUGAGAUGGUGGAGUUCCAGGUGGAAUUCCUGAAGACUCUAGAAGACGGGACCAGAUUGGUUCCAGACCUGGAGAAGCUGGAGAGAGUGGACCAGUUCAAGAAAAUCCUCUUCUCUCUAGGAGGUUCCUUCCUGUACUAUGCAGAUCGGUUUAAGAUCUACAGUGCGUUCUGCGCCAGCCACACCAAAGUCCCCAAGGUGCUCGUGAAAGCUAAGACCGAUGCAGACUUCAAGGCGUUUCUGGAAGAGAGGAACCCGAAACAGCAACACUCCUCAACCCUGGAGUCCUACCUGAUCAAACCCAUCCAGAGAGUUCUGAAGUACCCACUACUACUGAGAGAGCUGUACUCACUGACAGACCCGGACAGUGAAGAACACUAUCACCUGAAUGUCGCUAUGAAGGCCAUGAACAAGGUGGCCAGUCACAUCAAUGAGAUGCAGAAGAUCCACGAGGAGUUUGGGUUGGUGUUUGACCAGCUCAUAGCGGAGCAGAGUGGAGACAAGAAAGAGGUUGCUGAUCUGUCGAUGGGGGACUUGCUGCUCCACACCAGCGUAGCCUGGAUCAACCCUCCCUCCUCCCUGGGCAAAUGGAAGAAAGAACCCCAACUGGCUGCAUUCAUCUUCAAAACAGCCGUGGUGUUUGUGUGCAAGGAUGGCUCCAAGCAGAAGAAGAAAAUGGGUGGCUCCCAUCGAGCGUCGUCAGUCUCGUCUGAAGACAAGGACCCAUUCCGCUUCCGUCACAUGAUCUCCACAGACACGCUCCAAGUCCGAGCCCUCAAUAACCAAGAAGGAGAGGCCUCUGCCGUAUGUGAGAUCGUCCACGUCAAGUCGGAGUCAGAAGGACGGCCGGAGAGGAUAUUCCACCUGUGCUGCAGUUCUGUGGACAGUAAGAAGGACUUCCUGAAGACAGUCCACUCCAUCCUGAGAGAUAAACAACGACGCCAGCUGAUGAAGACAGAGUCUCUACCCAACCAGCAGUAUGUCCCCUUUGGAGGCAAACGCCUCUGUGCCCAAGGAGCCAGACCUGCCAUGAACAGAGCAGUGUCAGACCCGGCCCGGACCCUGGGCCGGAGGAAACUGGUGAGGAACCGUUUCACUAUCGACACAGACAUCGUCUUCGACGGCGAGCCGGACCAGGAGUCCCCUCUGUCUCCACUGUCCCCUGAAGAGCCUGAGGGACAGGGACAAAAGGAAGGACAGGGACGGGGGGAGGUGCAGGCAGGGGAUACGGACCGCUGGGUGGAGGAGCAGUUUGACCUGGAGCGCUACGAGGAGGAGCAGGAGGCGCAGCAGGAGGCGCAGGUGAAAGGAGGAGGGGACGUUAAAGAGACAGACAUCCUUAGUGACGAUGACGAUUUCUGCCAGUCUGUCGGAGGACCCUCCACUGAACCUCUAUCCACCACAGACCUAGAAGGGCCCGUAGGGGCCCUGUCCAUGGGAGAAGAAUGCAAAGAGGUGGGUGGGCCCUAAACACCUCCAGCCCCAGGGAGGCACGGGGACCACUACCCCAGGGAUGAGGCUCUCCCACCCGGGGAAGCAGUGUGCUCUGGUUGGGGUGAGCGUGGAUGACCAGGGGUCUAGGGGGGAGGCUGAGGACAUCUGGGUACGCAGGGAGGACUGUCCCUCGGACUCAUCAGAGCUAGACUAGAGGAGGAGAGAGAACUCUACAGACAGUGUGCCUCAGACAGAGAGCUUUACACUUCUUUUAACCAGGUCCUAUAGGGUAACCCAUAGGCCCCUGGUAAAAAUAUAAAAAAAGUAGUGCACUAUAUAGGGAAUAGGGUACAUUUUGGGACACAGUUCAUGGGCUUCAAGACAAGAGACGAUCCAGUGAACUCAAGUCAAUCAAUCCCCAUCCAACCAUAAUGCAUGUGUAUAGACAUGUAUGGUACGUCUACUGUGAGAGUUCUCCUCCUUGCCAAUGUGGUUCAAUUGUGUUGUUGUUUUUUUGUAGUGUACAGAUAGACUGGUGAACUUCGAACUGAAGCCCUCCAAUGGGAGCAAUACUGGAAUACAAGGAGAGGAGAGCGGUCUUAUCCAAUCAACCAAUGAUAUAGAGACAUGGAGGGCUCUUCCAAUCCUGGUGACGUAGAGGCCAGGCUGUAAGAGAUUGACACUGACUGUCUAAUGGUACAAUCGUGGACCCUGAUCAAUACUGUCGAUUGGCAUGGUUUGCACAUAGGGGUAGAUUCCUGGGGCUACUAUAGGUUCCUGCUUAUUGUUGCCACGUGGGUAUUUGUUGUGAAAACACGAAGCCUUGUCUGAGAGACAGAGAGACUUUGAAUCAUAGUAAAGAGUUGUAUAUUAUUUAAAUAUCAACAUAAUACUCGAUGGUAGAGGACAGCCUCGUCAAGUCUUUAAAGUCGCCUGUUUUCACAGUAUUUUAUCUACUCAGUUUCUCAAUAUACUUCUGUUGAUGUGUAUAUCAUUUUGACAUCCUGUUUUGUAAAUCGAAACCAGGCUCUCAUUUUUUUGUGUUGUGUUAUUAAAACAAUUUUUUUCGUUCUGUGAUGACAUAGAAUAACAGAUGUUCGUUUUAUUGACCUCAUCUUCACUCAAGUUAAGGGAUUUCAAUUGUUUUUUUUUCAGUUUUAUAAAAUCCUGUUUUACUUGAAUUGUCAUAUUAUUUUUGUUAUUUUUUGUCUUUUUUAUUUUAUUUUUCAUUCCAUUUUUUUUUUAUUUUUACUUUCCGGUCAUUUUAUUGGUCUUCAUGACACCCGUUCUGAUUACUACACCCUGUCACCUUUUAUUAUUACCAACACUGUUAGUGCACGUUCUUUGUUGUGGACGACGUGCACAUACAUUCAUUACAUUCCAGUAUUUUACUGUUAAGAAUUUUUGUUUUAAAUCUUGUUGUUUCACCAGCCAAUAAUGCAUUUUCAAAACCAUGUUGUUUUUUUUUUUUUAAUUGGUGUUGAUUAUAUUUUUUUGCCACAAAAAAAAAAAAGACCUUCUUAAAUACGUAUAAAACUUGCUGGAUGCAAUCAAGAUGGUGAAGAUGUCUAAACUAGUGUAAAAUGUUGAAAAUAAAUCCUAUAAUAUUACGAAUAAUACUUGUGAAACUACCCAGUGUGCUACUAAGACUACAUUUGUAUUACUCUGUAUGUAAAUAUUGCAAUGUGUUGAUAUCAUAUCAAAUAAAUUGGUUUCCUACUUAUCAUUUACA